CACAAGAGGGCAGCACUAGGCUUUUGCUGCAUCGUUUGAAGCCCAAUCAAAUGAAGAAGCUGAUGACGGAAGUAGAUCCACAGUCACCCCGCUGCAGUCAGACACACUGCUACACGACAUUGAGCUUCAGACAUGUCUGCAGGUUGUGUGAGGUUUGUGCUAAGUCACGCAGUGAGAACUAUGUGUAUUGGCAGCCCUAUCUACUGGACAUCUGCAUCAAGAUUUACAAUAUGUCGUGUAAGAUACAACAUUGCUGCUCCCUCCUGGAGAUGGUCUCAGUUCUCCACAGAAGGGCAUGGUGCAGAAGAGACUGCAGAAGAGACUCCUGCACCUAAGAAAAAAAAGAAGGACCCUGGAGCUCGUAACUCAAUCAGCAGUGUUGGCCGUAAGAUCCCUUACCGUCAGAUCCAAGUGAUAAGUGAGGCUGGUGAGAACCUGGGCACCAUGCACCGUGCAGAUGUGAUCAGGAUGAUGGAUGAGGAGGGUCUGAAAUUGGUGCUACUCAGUGAAAACAAAGAUCCUCCAGUGUACCGCUUGAUGAGUGGCAAACAGAUCCACGAAGAACAGAUGACACUGCGAGAGAAAAAGAAAGCGAAAGCAGCUCCUGUGCAAGUGAAGGAGCUCACCUUUUCAUGUGGCAUUGCAUCUCAUGACCUGAGCACCAAACUGAAACAAGCGGAGAGCUGGCUGGAGAAGAAGCACCAUGUGAAGAUUACUCUACGGUCAGGACAUGCACCUGCAGUCAACCUGGACACAACUCUAGAGGAAAUGGUGAAACAAAUGGAGGUAAUUGUGGGAUUCGUCGCCAAGCCGAAAGUCGUCCGUGAUGGUCGAGCAGCCACGUGCAUCCUCCGACCGCCUUCAGCAAAGGAACUAAAAGAAAAGAACAAGGUCUCAGAGCCGCAGUCUGUCAGCUCCACUUCAAAGGCCUCUCAGAGCAAAACGUCCGCUGUUACCAGCACAGAAACAACAGAAGGAUCCAUACAGCAGUGAUUUGAGGGAAAUAAAACUUUUUCACAAAA
Messenger RNA from Amphiprion ocellaris (clown anemonefish), 1022 nucleotides. Its product is annotated as translation initiation factor IF-3, mitochondrial-like. NCBI's taxonomy places the organism in Eukaryota, Metazoa, Chordata, Actinopteri, Pomacentridae. The coding region runs from base 133 to 993 and encodes 286 amino acids. Gene Ontology annotation, biological process: mitochondrial translational initiation; ribosome disassembly. The transcript has 4 exons. Gene Ontology annotation, cellular component: mitochondrion. The record is from RefSeq and is a predicted model, not a curated record. Gene Ontology annotation, molecular function: translation initiation factor activity; ribosome binding.